Molecule: messenger RNA, 1098 nt
Organism: Haliotis rufescens (red abalone)
Lineage: Eukaryota; Metazoa; Mollusca; Gastropoda; Lepetellida; Haliotidae
Exons: 6
Coding region: 129-863 (244 amino acids)
Cellular component (GO): trans-Golgi network
Source: RefSeq, a predicted model, not a curated record
UCUGUAUCAACAACUCCGCUAUAUACAAGAUAUACGCGGAAGAUUUCUAACUGUCAUAUCACGAAGGUCGUCUCGUGACUGCCUCAUCUGUGCAUUAAUACACGUACGGGAACAUUUCGUCCUCCAAAAUGAAGAGUGACAACAUUUUGGCACUAUUUCUCGCCGUUGUUCUGGUGUCUCCGUGUUUUUCUGUGGAGCCAUGUGUACAAGUCUCCCCGUGCUCAUGUGAGAGCUCCGAAGGCCUGAUUGACCUCUCACCUCUGGCCAGACAUGACGGCACGCCUGAGUUUGUCGAACAGCCGGAUGUUAAAGGUCAGUGGUUCUACUCCUACAACCCGUGUUUCGCCUUCACAAACGGAGGAGGAUGUACAAACGUCGCGGCGUGUCAGACAGACAUGACCGGAAGCUACUUCAGUCUAGGAACUGAACAGUCUGCAGUCUUCAUGCGUGAUCCUAACAAUAACGUCCAGAUACGAUACACCUCCACUACCGACACAACAAGAACAACCUUUGUAACUCUCAUAUGUGACCCGAACAGCGUCCAGAACUUGACGGUUUUAGGAGAAUACCCUGAUGGGAGUGGUACUUAUCAUUUUACACUGACGAGCAUCUAUGCUUGUCCCCGAGGUCAAACCACCACCACAACGACGACAACGACAACAGCUUCUCCGACGCCAGCUCCGAGGCCAGCCCCAACGCCAUCCCCGUCUCCCUUCUUUACAAUGAAGACUGUUAUCAUAUUGCUUGGAUGUGUCAUAGGCUGUCUAUUCAUUCUGAUAUGUCUUGCAUUCGUUGGCCUUCUGACCAGGAGAUCCGAACAAGAGUUGCCUCCCUUCCAUGACAAGAGGAAGUUGGUUUCGUAAAUGUGUACAUAUAAAAAUGACAAAACAUGAUCAAAACUGUAAACGUUAGGUUACAUUUAAAGUUAUAAUAUCUCUUUCAGAGUGCUGAUAUUCAUAAAUUCAAAACGAUAUGAAUCAUGUUUUUUUUACGAAACUGUUUGUUUUAAAUGAAAUAUAAUCAUUGUUACUUCCAAUACAGCCAAAAUAAAACUACAAUCAACAUAUGUACCUCAAAUAAAAACAAACUUGCCAUUAA